UACAGUCAGACCAGGUGGACAGAGCUUGAUAGCUGGUGGAACUUGGUGUCCUGGGAGGAAUGAGCUUGCGACUAUGCGGUCCGUCUGCUUUCUCCCUCUGCGUGGUAGAAUCUUGAUUCCAUAUUUCUUACAGGUCGAAUCUGAUGCGCAACUCCAAACCGUUUAGAGACAUAAUUUCCGCUCCCGACUUUGUCAAAAUUUUCGGAGAAGCUAAACCUCAGUCGAAAGGGGAACGGUCGAAUAUAUUUGGCGCUGAGGAUGAGCUGAAGGUUGCUCCGAAAGGAGUGGUCAAGGACCAUAAGGAUAUCGACCUGCUGAAGUGUCGAUCUUUUGCUGUCGUUCAUCGGUUCCUAGAUUCUGAAGUCCUGGAAUCGGAUUUCAACCAGAAACUAGCAAACGUAGCAAGGGUCUUGCAGCCGUUUGUCCAUUGCUUAAACGAUCUAAUGACGCUGCAAGACCAUGAAGAAGAAGAAGGAGACGAGGUGGGGUAGGCUGAAUUUUUUUCGUCUGGGUUUGACCCUGGUGGCACCCUCUUUUGUGGUAUCUUUUCGGUCCCAUUUGUUUUCGAUAUACACCUGCAGGCCGAGGUGCACUCUUACCAUCACCCCCUUGACUGGAGGUCGAUCUGUAUACGAGAUAAACACUUCCAAC
Marasmius oreades (fairy-ring Marasmius) is the source of this 651-nucleotide messenger RNA. RefSeq lists its product as uncharacterized. The transcript has 4 exons. Lineage: Eukaryota; Fungi; Basidiomycota; Agaricomycetes; Agaricales; Marasmiaceae. Bases 144 to 491 code for a protein of 115 amino acids. The record is from RefSeq and is a predicted model, not a curated record.